Messenger RNA from Pseudoliparis swirei, 16447 nucleotides. It is a transcript of the gene col6a3, whose product is annotated as collagen, type VI, alpha 3. Gene Ontology annotation, molecular function: protein binding; serine-type endopeptidase inhibitor activity. Lineage: Eukaryota; Metazoa; Chordata; Actinopteri; Perciformes; Liparidae. The record is from RefSeq and is a predicted model, not a curated record.
GUAAGAGGGCUGGUUCACAGAGGAGGCAGACCCCUCAACACCGGGGCCGCCCUCCAAUACGUGAGGGACAACGUCUUUACAAGUCCCGCCGGGAGUAGGCACCUGCAAGGUGUUCCACAGAUAUUGAUCCUGCUAAAUGGUGGAAGGUCUUCUGACAAUGUCGAUACUCCAGCCUCUGUUCUCAAACAGCAGGGCAUCAUUGUCUUUGGCAUUGGAACAAGAAACUCUGACAAUGGAGAGCUGCGGAAAAUAACACAGGACCCUAAUUACACUCUAUCCGUGUCUGAGUUCACUGACCUCCCCAGUGUCCAAGAACAGCUUUCCUCGCUAAUGAGAACAGCACUUGUGAGGGCCACGCCCAUGACACCAACAGUAACUGUGGUGACAAAGCCAAAAGGAAGAGAUGUUGUGUUCUUGUUGGAUGGAUCUGAUGGUACUAGAACCGGAUUCCCAGCUAUGCAAGCCUUUGUCCAAAGAGUAGUAGAGAGACUCAGUCUGGAUGACAACAAAGACCGUGUCUCAGUGGUUCAGUACAGCAGAGAUCCAGCUGUCCACUUCUAUUUGAACACAUAUGAGACAAAAGUGGAGAUCCUUGACACUGUCAGAGGUUUGAGGCACAAAGGCGGAAGACCCCUCAACACUGGAGCAGCUCUCCAGUACUUGAGGGAUAAUGUCUUCACAGCCUCUGCUGGAAGCAGGCGCCUGGAAGGAGUUCCACAGGUCCUGAUAUUGCUAAGUGGAGGACGGUCUUCUGACAGUGUUGAUGCAUCAGCUGCUGCUCUGAAACAGCUGGGCGUCUUGACCUUUGCAAUUGGAACCAAGGGUUCUGACAGCAGAGAACUGCGGAAGAUAUCCCACGAUGGCUAUUCUGCUAUCUCUGUGUCUGAUUUCACUGAACUUGAACGUAUCCAAGAGCAACUUCAGUCCUCCUUGGAGGCUGUGGUUAUUGACGUCACCCCAGAAUCACCGACUGUACUUGUUGACACUCCCCAAAAGGACAUUGUUUUCCUUCUGGAUGGUUCUGAUAGCACAAGGAAUGGCUUCCCUGCUAUGCGUGAUUUUGUUGAGAAAGUGGUUGAGAAACUCAAUGUGGGAGAAAGCAAAGACCGUGUCUCUGUAGUCCAAUACAGCAGAGAUUCAGAGGUCAAUUUCUAUUUGAAUACAUACAGCACCAAAGAAGAUAUUGUGGAUUCGGUAAGAGGGCUGGUUCACAGAGGAGGCAGACCCCUCAACACCGGGGCCGCCCUCCAAUACGUGAGGGACAACGUCUUUACAAGUCCCGCCGGGAGUAGGCACCUGCAAGGUGUUCCACAGAUAUUGAUCCUGCUAAAUGGUGGAAGGUCUUUUGACAAUGUCGAUACUCCAGCCUCUGUUCUCAAACAGCAGGGCAUCAUUGUCUUUGGCAUUGGAACAAGAAACUCUGACAAUGGAGAGCUGCGGAAAAUAACACAGGACCCUAAUUACACUCUAUCCGUGUCUGAGUUCACUGACCUCCCCAGUGUCCAAGAACAGCUUUCCUCGCUAAUGAGAACAGCACUUGUGAGGGCCACGCCCAUGACACCAACAGUAACUGUGGUGACAAAGCCAAAAGGAAGAGAUGUUGUGUUCUUGUUGGAUGGAUCUGAUGGUACUAGAACCGGAUUCCCAGCUAUGCAAGCCUUUGUCCAAAGAGUAGUAGAGAGACUCAGUCUGGAUGACAACAAAGACCGUGUCUCAGUGGUUCAGUACAGCAGAGAUCCAGCUGUCCACUUCUAUUUGAACACAUAUGAGACAAAAGUCGAGAUCCUUGACACUGUCAGAGGUUUGAGGCACAAAGGCGGAAGACCCCUCAACACUGGAGCAGCUCUCCAGUACUUGAGGGAUAAUGUCUUCACAGCCUCUGCUGGAAGCAGGCGCCUGGAAGGAGUUCCACAGGUCCUGAUAUUGCUAAGUGGAGGACGGUCUUCUGACAGUGUUGAUGCAUCAGCUGCUGCUCUGAAACAGCUGGGCGUCUUGACCUUUGCAAUUGGAACCAAGGGUUCUGACAGCAGAGAACUGCGGAAGAUAUCCCACGAUGGCGAUUCUGCUAUCUCUGUGUCUGAUUUCACUGAACUUGAACGUAUCCAAGAGCAACUUCAGUCCUCCUUGGAGGCUGUGGUUAUUGACGUCACCCCAGGAUCACCUACUGUACUUGUUGACACUCCCCAAAAGGACAUUGUUUUCCUUCUGGAUGGUUCUGAUAGCACAAAGAAUGGCUUCCCUGCUAUGCGUGAUUUUGUUGAGAAAGUGGUUGAGAAACUCAAUGUGGGAGAAAGCAAAGACCGUGUCUCUGUAGUCCAAUACAGCAGAGAUUCAGAGGUCAAUUUCUAUUUGAAUACAUACAGCACCAAAGAAGAUAUUGUGGAUUCGGUAAGAGGGCUGGUUCACAGAGGAGGCAGACCCCUCAACACCGGGGCCGCCCUCCAAUACGUGAGGGACAACGUCUUUACAAGUCCCGCCGGGAGUAGGCACCUGCAAGGUGUUCCACAGAUAUUGAUCCUGCUAAAUGGUGGAAGGUCUUUUGACAAUGUCGAUACACCAGCCUCUGUUCUCAAACAGCAGGGCAUCAUUGUAUUUGGCAUUGGAACAAGAAACUCUGACAAUGGAGAGCUGCGGAAAAUAACACAGGACCCUAAUUACACUCUAUCCGUGUCUGAGUUCACUGACCUCCCCAGUGUCCAAGAACAGCUUUCCUCGCUAAUGAGCACAGCACUUGUGAGGGCCACGCCCAUGACACCAACAGUAACUGUGGUGACAAAGCCAAAAGGAAGAGAUGUUGUGUUCUUGUUGGAUGGAUCUGAUGGUACUAGAACCGGAUUCCCAGCUAUGCAAGCCUUUGUCCAAAGAGUAGUAGAGAGACUCAGUCUGGAUGACAACAAAGACCGAGUCUCAGUGGUUCAGUACAGCAGAGAUCCAGCUGUCCACUUCUAUUUGAACACAUAUGAGACAAAAGUGGAGAUCCUUGACACUGUCAGAGGUUUGAGGCACAAAGGCGGAAGACCCCUCAACACUGGAGCAGCUCUCCAGUACUUGAGGGAUAAUGUCUUCACAGCCUCUGCUGGAAGCAGGCGCCUGGAAGGAGUUCCACAGGUCCUGAUAUUGCUAAGUGGAGGACGGUCUUCUGACAGUGUUGAUGCAUCAGCUGCUGCUCUGAAACAGCUGGGCGUCUUGACCUUUGCAAUUGGAACCAAGGGUUCUGACAGCAGAGAACUGCGGAAGAUAUCCCACGAUGGCGAUUCUGCUAUCUCUGUGUCUGAUUUCACUGAACUUGAACGUAUCCAAGAGCAACUUCAGUCCUCCUUGGAGGCUGUGGUUAUUGACGUCACCCCAGAAUCACCGACUGUACUUGUUGACACUCCCCAAAAGGACAUUGUUUUCCUUCUGGAUGGUUCUGAUAGCACAAGGAAUGGCUUCCCUGCUAUGCGUGAUUUUGUUGAGAAAGUGGUUGAGAAACUCAAUGUGGGAGAAAGCAAAGACCGUGUCUCUGUCGUCCAAUACAGCAGAGAUUCAGAGGUCAAUUUCUAUUUGAAUACAUACAGCACCAAAGAAGAUAUUGUGGAUUCGGUAAGAGGGCUGGUUCACAGAGGAGGCAGACCCCUCAACACCGGGGCCGCCCUCCAAUACGUGAGGAACAACGUCUUUACAAGUCCCGCCGGGAGUAGGCACCUGCAAGGUGUUCCACAGAUAUUGAUCCUGCUAAAUGGUGGAAGGUCUUUUGACAAUGUCGAUACUCCAGCCUCUGUUCUCAAACAGCAGGGCGUCAUUGUCUUUGGCAUUGGAACAAGAAACUCUGACAAUGGAGAGCUGCGGAAAAUAACACAGGACCCUAAUUACACUCUAUCCGUGUCUGAGUUCACUGACCUCCCCAGUGUCCAAGAACAGCUUUCCUCGCUAAUGAGAACAGCACUUGUGAGGGCCACGCCCAUGACACCAACAGUAACUGUGGUGACAAAGCCAAAAGGAAGAGAUGUUGUGUUCUUGUUGGAUGGAUCUGAUGGUACUAGAACCGGAUUCCCAGCUAUGCAAGCCUUUGUCCAAAGAGUAGUAGAGAGACUCAGUCUGGAUGACAACAAAGACCGUGUCUCAGUGGUUCAGUACAGCAGAGAUCCAGCUGUCCACUUCUAUUUGAACACAUAUGAGACAAAAGUGGAGAUCCUUGACACUGUCAGAGGUUUGAGGCACAAAGGCGGAAGACCCCUCAACACUGGAGCAGCUCUCCAGUACUUGAGGGAUAAUGUCUUCACAGCCUCUGCUGGAAGCAGGCGCCUGGAAGGAGUUCCACAGGUCCUGAUAUUGCUAAGUGGAGGACGGUCUUCUGACAGUGUUGAUGCAUCAGCUGCUGCUCUGAAACAGCUGGGCGUCUUGACCUUUGCAAUUGGAACCAAGGGUUCUGACAGCAGAGAACUGCGGAAGAUAUCCCACGAUGGCGAUUCUGCUAUCUCUGUGUCUGAUUUCACUGAACUUGAACGUAUCCAAGAGCAACUUCAGUCCUCCUUGGAGGCUGUGGUUAUUGACGUCACCCCAGAAUCACCGACUGUACUUGUUGACACUCCCCAAAAGGACAUUGUUUUCCUUCUGGAUGGUUCUGAUAGCACAAGGAAUGGCUUCCCUGCUAUGCGUGAUUUUGUUGAGAAAGUGGUUGAGAAACUCAAUGUGGGAGAAAGCAAAGACCGUGUCUCUGUAGUCCAAUACAGCAGAGAUUCAGAGGUCAAUUUCUAUUUGAAUACAUACAGCACCAAAGAAGAUAUUGUGGAUUCGGUCAGAGGGCUGGUUCACAGAGGAGGCAGACCCCUCAACACCGGGGCCGCCCUCCAAUACGUGAGGAACAACGUCUUUACAAGUCCCGCCGGGAGUAGGCACCUGCAAGGUGUUCCACAGAUAUUGAUCCUGCUAAAUGGUGGAAGGUUUGACAAUGUCGAUACUCCAGCCUCUGUUCUCAAACAGCAGGGCAUCAUUGUCUUUGGCAUUGGAACAAGAAACUCUGACAAUGGAGAGCUGCGGAAAAUAACACAGGACCCUAAUUACACUCUAUCUGUGUCUGAGUUCACUGACCUCCCCAGUGUCCAAGAACAGCUUUCCUCGCUAAUGAGCACAGCACUUGUGAGGGCCACGCCCAUGACACCAACAGUAACUGUGGUGACAAAGCCAAAAGGAAGAGAUGUUGUGUUCUUGUUGGAUGGAUCUGAUGGUACUAGAACCGGAUUCCCAGCUAUGCAAGCCUUUGUCCAAAGAGUAGUAGAGAGACUCAGUCUGGAUGACAACAAAGACCGUGUCUCAGUGGUUCAGUACAGCAGAGAUCCAGCUGUCCACUUCUAUUUGAACACAUAUGAGACAAAAGUCGAGAUCCUUGACACUGUCAGAGGUUUGAGGCACAAAGGCGGAAGACCCCUCAACACUGGAGCAGCUCUCCAGUACUUGAGGGAUAAUGUCUUCACAGCCUCUGCUGGAAGCAGGCGCCUGGAAGGAGUUCCACAGGUCCUGAUAUUGCUAAGUGGAGGACGGUCUUCUGACAGUGUUGAUGCAUCAGCUGCUGCUCUGAAACAGCUGGGCGUCUUGACCUUUGCAAUUGGAACCAAGGGUUCUGACAGCAGAGAACUGCGGAAGAUAUCCCACGAUGGCGAUUCUGCUAUCUCUGUGUCUAAUUUCACUGAACUUGAACGUAUCCAAGAGCAACUUCAGUCCUCCUUGGAGGCUGUGGUUAUUGACGUCACCCCAGAAUCACCGACUGUACUUGUUGACACUCCCCAAAAGGACAUUGUUUUCCUUCUGGAUGGUUCUGAUAGCACAAGGAAUGGCUUCCCUGCUAUGCGUGAUUUUGUUGAGAAAGUGGUUGAGAAACUCAAUGUGGGAGAAAGCAAAGACCGUGUCUCUGUAGUCCAAUACAGCAGAGAUUCAGAGGUCCAUUUCUAUUUGAAUACAUACAGCACCAAAGAAGAUAUUGUGGAUUCGGUAAGAGGGCUGGUUCACAGAGGAGGCAGACCCCUCAACACCGGGGCCGCCCUCCAAUACGUGAGGGACAACGUCUUUACAAGUCCCGCCGGGAGUAGGCACCUGCAAGGUGUUCCACAGAUAUUGAUCCUGCUAAAUGGUGGAAGGUCUUUUGACAAUGUCGAUACUCCAGCCUCUGUUCUCAAACAGCAGGGCAUCAUUGUCUUUGGCAUUGGAACAAGAAACUCUGACAAUGGAGAGCUGCGGAAAAUAACACAGGACCCUAAUUACACUCUAUCCGUGUCUGAGUUCACUGACCUCCCCAGUGUCCAAGAACAGCUUUCCUCGCUAAUGAGCACAGCACUUGUGAGGGCCACGCCCAUGACACCAACAGUAACUGUGGUGACAAAGCCAAAAGGAAGAGAUGUUGUGUUCUUGUUGGAUGGAUCUGAUGGUACUAGAACCGGAUUCCCAGCUAUGCAAGCCUUUGUCCAAAGAGUAGUAGAGAGACUCAGUCUGGAUGACAACAAAGACCGUGUCUCAGUGGUUCAGUACAGCAGAGAUCCAGCUGUCCACUUCUAUUUGAACACAUAUGAGACAAAAGUGGAGAUCCUUGACACUGUCAGAGGUUUGAGGCACAAAGGCGGAACCCUCAACACUGGAGCAGCUCUCCAGUACUUGAGGGAUAAUGUCUUCACAGCCUCUGCUGGAAGCAGGCGCCUGGAAGGAGUUCCACAGGUCCUGAUAUUGCUAAGUGGAGGACGGUCUUCUGACAGUGUUGAUGCAUCAGCUGCUGCUCUGAAACAGCUGGGCGUCUUGACCUUUGCAAUUGGAACCAAGGGUUCUGACAGCAGAGAACUGCGGAAGAUAUCCCACGAUGGCGAUUCUGCUAUCUCUGUGUCUGAUUUCACUGAACUUGAACGUAUCCAAGAGCAACUUCAGUCCUCCUUGGAGGCUGUGGUUAUUGACGUCACCCCAGAAUCACCGACUGUACUUGUUGACACUCCCCAAAAGGACAUUGUUUUCCUUCUGGAUGGUUCUGAUAGCACAAGGAAUGGCUUCCCUGCUAUGCGUGAUUUUGUUGAGAAAGUGGUUGAGAAACUCAAUGUGGGAGAAAGCAAAGACCGUGUCUCUGUAGUCCAAUACAGCAGAGAUUCAGAGGUCAAUUUCUAUUUGAAUACAUACAGCACCAAAGAAGAUAUUGUGGAUUCGGUCAGAGGGCUGGUUCACAGAGGAGGCAGACCCCUCAACACCGGGGCCGCCCUCCAAUACGUGAGGAACAACGUCUUUACAAGUCCCGCCGGGAGUAGGCACCUGCAAGGUGUUCCACAGAUAUUGAUCCUGCUAAAUGGUGGAAGGUCUUUUGACAAUGUCGAUACUCCAGCCUCUGUUCUCAAACAGCAGGGCAUCAUUGUCUUUGGCAUUGGAACAAGAAACUCUGACAAUGGAGAGCUGCGGAAAAUAACACAGGACCCUAAUUACACUCUAUCUGUGUCUGAGUUCACUGACCUCCCCAGUGUCCAAGAACAGCUUUCCUCGCUAAUGAGCACAGCACUUGUGAGGGCCACGCCCAUGACACCAACAGUAACUGUGGUGACAAAGCCAAAAGGAAGAGAUGUUGUGUUCUUGUUGGAUGGAUCUGAUGGUACUAGAACCGGAUUCCCAGCUAUGCAAGCCUUUGUCCAAAGAGUAGUAGAGAGACUCAGUCUGGAUGACAACAAAGACCGUGUCUCAGUGGUUCAGUACAGCAGAGAUCCAGCUGUCCACUUCUAUUUGAACACAUAUGAGACAAAAGUGGAGAUCCUUGACACUGUCAGAGGUUUGAGGCACAAAGGCGGAAGACCCCUCAACACUGGAGCAGCUCUCCAGUACUUGAGGGAUAAUGUCUUCACAGCCUCUGCUGGAAGCAGGCGCCUGGAAGGAGUUCCACAGGUCCUGAUAUUGCUAAGUGGAGGACGGUCUUCUGACAGUGUUGAUGCAUCAGCUGCUGCUCUGAAACAGCUGGGCGUCUUGACCUUUGCAAUUGGAACCAAGGGUUCUGACAGCAGAGAACUGCGGAAGAUAUCCCACGAUGGCGAUUCUGCUAUCUCUGUGUCUGAUUUCACUGAACUUGAACGUAUCCAAGAGCAACUUCAGUCCUCCUUGGAGGCUGUGGUUAUUGACGUCACCCCAGAAUCACCGACUGUACUUGUUGAUACUCCCCAAAAGGACAUUGUUUUCCUUCUGGAUGGUUCUGAUAGCACAAGGAAUGGCUUCCCUGCUAUGCGUGAUUUUGUUGAGAAAGUGGUUGAGAAACUCAAUGUGGGAGAAAGCAAAGACCGUGUCUCUGUCGUCCAAUACAGCAGAGAUUCAGAGGUCCAUUUCUAUUUGAAUACAUACAGCACCAAAGAAGAUAUUGUGGAUUCGGUAAGAGGGCUGGUUCACAGAGGAGGCAGACCCCUCAACACCGGGGCCGCCCUCCAAUACGUGAGGGACAACGUCUUUACAAGUCCCGCCGGGAGUAGGCACCUGCAAGGUGUUCCACAGAUAUUGAUCCUGCUAAAUGGUGGAAGGUCUUUUGACAAUGUCGAUACUCCAGCCUCUGUUCUCAAACAGCAGGGCAUCAUUGUCUUUGGCAUUGGAACAAGAAACUCUGACAAUGGAGAGCUGCGGAAAAUAACACAGGACCCUAAUUACACUCUAUCCGUGUCUGAGUUCACUGACCUCCCCAGUGUCCAAGAACAGCUUUCCUCGCUAAUGAGCACAGCACUUGUGAGGGCCACGCCCAUGACACCAACAGUAACUGUGGUGACAAAGCCAAAAGGAAGAGAUGUUGUGUUCUUGUUGGAUGGAUCUGAUGGUACUAGAACCGGAUUCCCAGCUAUGCAAGCCUUUGUCCAAAGAGUAGUAGAGAGACUCAGUCUGGAUGACAACAAAGACCGUGUCUCAGUGGUUCAGUACAGCAGAGAUCCAGCUGUCCACUUCUAUUUGAACACAUAUGAGACAAAAGUGGAGAUCCUUGACACUGUCAGAGGUUUGAGGCACAAAGGCGGAACCCUCAACACUGGAGCAGCUCUCCAGUACUUGAGGGAUAAUGUCUUCACAGCCUCUGCUGGAAGCAGGCGCCUGGAAGGAGUUCCACAGGUCCUGAUAUUGCUAAGUGGAGGACGGUCUUCUGACAGUGUUGAUGCAUCAGCUGCUGCUCUGAAACAGCUGGGCGUCUUGACCUUUGCAAUUGGAACCAAGGGUUCUGACAGCAGAGAACUGCGGAAGAUAUCCCACGAUGGCGAUUCUGCUAUCUCUGUGUCUGAUUUCACUGAACUUGAACGUAUCCAAGAGCAACUUCAGUCCUCCUUGGAGGCUGUGGUUAUUGACGGCACCCCAGGAUCACCUACUGUACUCGCUGAGAUGCAGGGAUCCCGGAAGGACAUCGUUUUCCUUGUUGACGGAUCUGACGGAGUCGGACGAGACUUUCCUAUCAUCCAGGAGUUUAUCCGAAGUGUUGUAGAGACUCUCAAUGUGGGCGAGAAUAAGAUCCGGAUUGGUGUCGUCCAGUAUGGUGACUCUGCUCGAGCUGACAUGUUUCUGAAUUCACAUACAACUAAAGAAGGUGUCUUGCAAGCCGUCGGGGGAAUGAGGCAACGUGGAGGAAGACACCGUAACCUGGGCCAGGCCUUGCAGUUCGUCAGUCAGGAUGUUCUUACGGCGACACGUGGUAGCAGAAAGCAACAGGGCGUACCGCAGUUUGUAAUUGUCGUCUCCAGUGGGUCUUCAACAGAUGACAUCAGUAGGGCAGCAUCUUCCCUCAAACAAUCCAGAGUUCUUCCGUUCAGCAUCGGGACCAGGGAUGUGAACCCAACAGAGCUUCAGGUGGUGUCAUAUGUGCCAAACUUUGCCUUCACUAUCGAUGACCUUCCUGGCCUGUCCACGGUCCAAGGAAACCUAGUCACCACUCUGACUGAGCUGUCAGAUGAUGACAUUGCAAGGAUGCGUCCAGUAUUCCCAACCCUUGAAGUAAUCACCACAUCAGCACCCACUGGAGGAGAAAAGAGGGAUGUUGUAUUUCUCAUAGAUGGCACCACAGCGGUGCGUAGUGAGUUUCCUUCCAUUCGUGAAAUGAUAAGAAGAGUUGUGGAGAAGCUGGAUGUAGGAUUGGAUAAGGUCCGAAUUUCAGUGGUACAGUACAGUGAUACACCAAAGCAGGAAUUUCUUCUGAAUGAAUUCUCCACCAAAGAUGAGGUACGCCAGGCUGUGAUGAGACUUCGAAGCAAAGGUGGCGACCGUCUCAACACAGGUCGUGCUCUUGAAUGGGUCUAUAGAAACAUCUACCAGAGAUCAGCGGGAAGCCGCAUCGAGGAUGGUGUGCCCCAGUUCCUCAUUCUAGUUACAGGUGGCAAGUCUGCAGAUGAUGUGUCCGCUGCAGCUGAUCAACUUAAGAGAAACCAGGUUGCACCUCUUGCCAUUGGUUCAAGGAAUGCCGACCCGGAUGAACUGAGACAGAUUUCCCUGAAGCCUGAACUGGCAUAUACAGUUGACAGUUUCCAGCAGCUUGGAAGACUGGAGUCCCAGCUCAUUGAUUCAGUCAAAACAAUAUCCACCUCUGACAUCAUCAGAAGUUAUGUUCCUCCCGUGGUGGACUUCGGCACUUUAAAUCUUGGGAGAAAGGACAUUAUUUUCCUUAUUGAUGGCUCAGACAAUACAGGUGCUGAUGGCAUUGCACAUAUCCGUGACUUCAUCCUGAACAUUGUCCAACAACUCGACGUGCAACCUGAUCAAGUGCGAGUAGGGAUUGUCCAGUAUGCAGACAAUGUUAAAACAGAGUUCUCUCUGAACUCUCACAACAACAAGCCAGCUGUUCUCUCUGCUGUCAAAAGACUUCGUCAGAUGGGUGGCCGGUCUUCAGAUCUGGCUGAUGCCAUUGAGUAUGUGAUACAAAAAGAGUUAAAACCUGCGGCAGGGGUCCGUCAAGAGGCCUCCCAGCAUCUUGUGGUUCUCACAGGUGGACGUUCCCCCCAAGAUGUGUCCAUCUAUGGACCACUGCUUAAGGGCAGCCGUGUCAACUGCAUUGGUGUUGGAGCUGCUAAUGCUGACGCAAGGCAGCUAACCCAAAUAGCCACCACCACAGCUGAUGUUCUCCAGGUUGCUGACUUCCCUGGCCUGCCAGCUAUCCGCCAGGGGGUUAUCGACAGGUUAAGUGGGACAAUUCCGGAACCACCCACAGAAUAUGAGUAUCCUACAUCCGGCCUGCCUCCACCCAAAAAGGCUGAUAUAGUGUUUUUGGUCGAUGGCUCCAUUAACUUAGGCAAGGACAACUUCAACGAAGUGAUGUUGUUUAUCACCAACCUAAUUGAUCUGUUUUUCACUGAGAGAGACAACCUGCGGUUCGGCUUGGCACAUUAUGCCACAGAUGUGACUGAUGUCUUCUAUCUCAACACAUACCAGAACCGGCAGGACAUUUUAAAUGCUAUUGGCCGAACAGAGUACAAAGGUGGACGUAGAAUCAACACUGGUGCAGCCAUUCGCCACGCACAAGAUGUUUACUUUACCAAAGAAAAGGGCAGCAGGGUGGAUGAAGGCACUCCCCAGAUCCUUAUGAUUGUCACUGGAGGACGCUCAGCUGAUGAUGGCAAAACAGCAGCCCUUGGUCUGAAGAAAAGAGGUGUGAGAGUCUUUGCUGUCGGAGUCGGCGACAUCGAGAAUGAGUUAGAAGAGUUAGCAAGUGAAUCUUCCACUGUGGCUAGAGCAAGCACCUUUCUGGAACUCUCCGAGCUCAACGAGCAAAUCCUGGAGACUUUGGAUGAUGAAGUGAAAGGCAGUCUGUGUGUUGGUGUGCAGGAGACUACUAAAACCUGCAGCGUUGAGGUAUUGGUGGGCUUUGAUGUUUCUGCCCAGAACAUCUUCAGUGCUCAGACCUACCUCCAGGGGAAGGUUGAGGCCAUUCUGAAAAGGAUUUCCAAAAUGGCAGCUAUCAGUUGCUCAUCUGGGCAGAUUCCCUCUGUGCAAGUGGGCAUGCUGGCCCUGGACUCCGCCUCUGAGCCUGUCCAUCUGGACUUCACAGACAAUGCUUCUGAUCUCUUUGAGGCCUUCAAAGCCCUACGGAGUCGUGGCCCCUUUGUCCUCAAUGGCAAGACCAUCUCAGCGUACACCAAAAGGUUCAAAACCAGACAGGACGACGUUGUCAAGGUUGUCAUUCAUCUUACUGACGGUAUCGAUGCCCCAUUUGCUGAAUUGAAAAAGCAAGUUGAGGAGCUUCGUUCGUCAGGAGUGAACAGUCUGAUCCUGGUCGGGCUGGAGCGCGUGCCCCAAUUUGAACAAGCUUUGCUGCUGGAAUUUGGACGUGGCUUCAGGUACACCAGACCUCUCCGACUCAACGUCAUGGACUUGGACUAUGAGCUGAUGGAAGAACUGGACCAUAUUGCAGAGAGGGAGUGCUGUGCAGUGCCUUGCAAAUGCGUUGGCACCAGAGGAGACCGCGGAGCAGUGGGAGCUUCAGGGACUAAGGGUGCUCUGGGAUCGCCAGGAAGCCAAGGACAUCCUGGCGAUGAGGGCGGACCUGGAGAGAGGGGUCCUCCCGGUGUCAAUGGAACUCAGGGUUUCCAGGGGUGUCCUGGACAAAGGGGUGUCAAGGGUUCUCGUGGGUACUCGGGAGAAAAGGGAGAAUUUGGAGAAAUAGGACUUGAUGGCAUUAAUGGAGAAGACGGCAAAAGUGGAGUGACAGGACCACCGGGUGAGGGAGGACACUCUGGCCAGAUGGGCCCCAAAGGUACCAAAGGACAAGCAGGAGGCAGAGGAGAAUUGGGAGUCAGAGGAGACCCUGGCACAAGUGGACGAGAUAACAGCCGCUCUGGACCGAAAGGAGAAUCCGGUGAUGCUGGACCAGCGGGAGCGCCCGGGGAGGAUGGAACGAAAGGAGGCCCCGGGGAACUCGGAAGAGGGGGAGCAAAUGGCAGAAGAGGCCAACCUGGACCGGCAGGAAAUUCCGGAAAGCCAGGCGCUGAUGGUCUUCAGGGAGAAGCUGGUAUUGGAGGAUCAAGAGGCCAAUCAGGACCAAACGGUGCACCAGGACCCAGAGGAGAAGAUGGAAACCCUGGACCCAGAGGUCCCGGAGGCAGUGCAGGUCAAGCUGGAGAUAAGGGAAGAAGAGGAGCUCUUGGUCGCAAGGGUGAGCCCGGAGAUCCAGGACUUAAGGGGGGCAUCGGACCUCUUGGUCCUCGUGGAGAGUCUGGAGACGAUGGCAGAGAUGGGUUUGGCUUCGCGGGGCCUAACGGGAGAAAGGGCGAUGAGGGCUUCCCAGGAUUCCCAGGAUUAAAGGGAGCAGCUGGUGACUCUGGCACCAAAGGAGGACCUGGACCGAACGGGAAUCUUGGACAGAGGGGUGUCUCUGGGAAUAUCGGCACACCCGGACAGAAGGGAGAGUUUGGAUAUCCCGGGCCUUAUGGUCAGAAAGGACCGAGAGGACCCGGCGUUGUGCAAUGUGACCUGGUUAAGAAAAUUAGAGAAAACUGUCCGUGCUGUUACGGGAAGCAGGAAUGCCCGCUCUACCCCACGGAGCUGGCCUUCGCCCUGGACGCCUCCGAAGGGGUCGGCAGCGCCUUCACCAACAUGCGCGACACGGUCCUGAACCUCGUCAAGGACAUCGCCAUCUCCGAGAGCAACUGUCCCCGAGGAGCCCGCGUCGCCUUGACCCUGUACAACAACGAGGUGACCACCGAGGUUCGCUUCGCCGACGCCAUGAAGAAGCCGGCCCUGGUGCAGCGCAUCGAGGGCCUGCAGGCCCUGCAGACACGCAAGCAGCGCAACCUGGAGACGGCCAUGAGCUUCAUCGCCCAGAACACCUUCAAGAGAGUGCGCAGCGGCUUCCUCAUGAGGAAGGUGGCCAUCUUCCUCGUGGGUGGACCGGUCAGUCAGGCGCAAACGGUCACCAACGCCGCUCUUCGCCUCCACGACGCUGGCAUCGCGACUCUGUUCCUGGUCCCUCGUGAGGACAGAGCUCUCAGCAGAGCACUGCAGGUCAACAACACGGCACUGGCCCAAGUUAUCGUCCUUCCCAACUCUGGAAGUGCUCAGUACAAGUCAGUCCUCCAGAAGGUGAUAAACUGCCACGUCUGCCUCGACAUCUGCUCUCCGGACCAAAUGUGCGACUACGUCCCCCCGGUGGUCAGCCGAGACCGGAGGUCUUCCACCACCGACGUGGACAUCGACAUGGUCUUCGUCAUCGACAGCUCCGACUCCACCUACCCGACGGUCUUCACCGAGAUUAAGCGUUACAUCGCGCACAUCGUGGGGCAGCUCGAAGUGUCCUCCGCUCCCACGUCGUCCGUGAAUCACGCCAGAGUGUCCGUGAUCCAGCAGGCGCCUUACCAGUUCAUCGCCAACAACACCGGCUCCCCGAUCCACGUGGACAUCGGUUUGACGGAGCACCGCUCGGCUCAGGACAUCGUCAAAUUCCUGCUGGAGAAGACUCCGCAGCUGGAGGGAGGCCGGGCUCUGGCCGCGGCCAUCGAGUCCACCGUGGAGCAGGUGUUUGAGAAGGCGCCGCUCCACCGGGACAGGAAACUGCUCUUCCUCUUCGUGACGGGGAGCGUGGCGGAAGAAGAGGAGCACCUGGUGCGUAUUGCCACUGAGGUCAAGUGCAGAGGCUACUUCCUGGUCAUCCUGGGCGUGGGGAAGAAGUUGAGCGCCGGAGACUCCCGCGUCUUGUCCCGCAUGGCCAGUGAGCCGUCAGAUGUCUUCUUCAAGCGGCUGGACACCGUCUCGCAAUUUUACGAUAAACACAUCCAGACGUUCGGAGAGCUUCUGCCCAAGUAUAUCAGCAUUGAAAACGCUUUCUUCAUGUCCCCUGAAGUCUCCAAAAAUUGCAAGUGGUUCCAGAGUGACCAGCCACUUAAAAACCCGUUUACAUCAUCACAACAACAAUCUGAGAAAAAUCAUAAACAUCAUGAAAACCACCAAGCAGUUCAUCAAAGAAAGCACAAAGAUGAGUUGCACGUCUCCAACGUCACCUCCAGCAGCUUGAAUUUGCGCUGGUCCAGCCCAGACCACAAGCUCUUUGUGUACUUCGAGGUGGUGGUGAUGCGGUUGCACGACCACGCCCUGGUGCUGAAAACCAACGUGUCGGACACCGAGCUGACCGUGGACAACUUGGAGAGCUCCCAAACGUACCACGCCGUGGUCACCGCCCACACGGCCGAGGGGGAAACCGUCUCCACCCGCAAAGGCAUCAUGACCACCAAAGCAGCAGAUCACAAGCCAGAGCCUAAGCCAGCCAGGACUGUGAAUACCACACCGCUGGACACGCCACAGACUGUCGAUGACUUUGCAGACCCGUGCUCACUUGACUAUGAACCUGGAAUGCCGUGCAAAGACUAUGAGAAUAAGUGGUUCUUUGACAGAAAGAACGAGUUCUGUUCCCAGUUCUGGUACGGCGGUUGUGGAGGCAAUGCCAAUAGGUUUGACUCUGAGGGCCUCUGCUUGAAACACUGCAUGGGGUUAGUUCCAGAGCCUCAGCAAAACGUUCAGCAAGUUGAACAGGUGGUGGUCCUCCCGAGUCCUGCGGACUCUCCAGCCGUGGACAUUUGCCAGCUUCCCAAACAGGAAGGUACUUGUGCCAAAUUUGUCCUCAAGUGGCACUUCAACGCGCCCACCCAGAGCUGCACACGCUUCUGGUACGGAGGCUGCGGCGGGAACCAGAACCGCUUUGAGACGCACCAGCAGUGUGUGAAGGCUUGCGGAAAACCAGCACCCCGCCGCCAAGGAGUCGCCGCUGCAUUAAGAACAUAGGAGCCAACAUGGCCGCCUGCCCCCUCUGCGCGGGGUCCUGAGGAGAAGCGUCCAACACGGCCGCACUGUAAGCAUGUGAGACCAAAGCAAUGGUGGCUGCACUGGAUUCCACGAGAAAUGGACUUUAUCCCCGAAAUUCUUGAAGUCUUUUUCCACAACAAGAAGGAAGACAACACGACUCGCUGCAUGAUUAGUUUUAACCUUCUGGUGCUACAUAGUAUGUUUGUUUUACCAAUAGAGUUUUUAGGUGCAUUCAGUUUUGUAACGUCAGCUUUUCUGGAACAAUGGCAUGAUGAGUCCUCAUAUUUAAAAAAAAAAAAAAGCAGAACCAUAUUUGAAUAUCUUGGACAGAGAUUAGCAAGACACCGGUACAGCAUUUUUCUUUUCUAGUGUGUAUUUUACAUUCCACGUUCACUUAGCAACAUUGACAUUUUUUGAUUGAUAUUGUUUUAGAAACACACUUGAUCCCUGUGGAAUCAUUUCGUCACUAUGUUACUGUCACAGAAUACACAGCAAUGUUUACACACGUCUCGUAUGGAGGUUUAUUAUUUUAUAAUGACAAUGGCCAAACCAUAUUGUAAUGUUAAGUGCACUUCUGGGUCCACUGCCUCCAACACACCAAGCUCCAGCUGUUGAGAGGUAGAAUGGAAUUAUCAGGCUUUUAACAUUGUUUCGUUUCAUUUUGUUUGAAUAAAAUGUUCUGAUUAGAGGGUUAAAUAAACACAACUUUGACUUUCUAAUA